Molecule: messenger RNA, 5674 nt
Organism: [Torrubiella] hemipterigena
Lineage: Eukaryota; Fungi; Ascomycota; Sordariomycetes; Hypocreales; Clavicipitaceae
Source: the annotation of a GenBank genome assembly
AAAUGGUAUUUUUGUUUGUAUUUUGUCCGCGUUUCUUCUUUGACAUCUUCAUCUCCAAAAUGGCAAGCAGCCAUGGCAUCUCUCCACACUAGGCAGGCUCUUGGAAGCGCCUCUCGAACGAUGGAACAAUGCGGUCGCUAACUCUACCAUAAUCACAAACGAUUUCCGAUGAAAAAGAUGACAAACUACAAUGAUACGCGAAACAACGAUUGGUGUAAGAUGGCCAUGCCCUGAUAUACACCACAACGAAACAAAUCACCCAGAUGCUAUUCCAGAGUUAACAUACGCUAGUCGCCAGUCUCCAUGUCGAUCCAUGAGCAGCCAUCGCCCGGCUACAGCGGUCGCACCCCUCUGCACCGGCCGACCUAACGCUAUUAGUGCGCGACCCUUCCACACAACCAUAAAUUUAAGCUGGCAUUAAGUGUUGGGCGUUAAAUUUCCCCCAGUUUUCCGCCACGUCUCCCCACUGUCUCUGCUGGGUUGGCCGACCGGCCGGCAGGGGAGCUGCAUCAUCCACAUACGUGUGGUGUCUUUAUCCCGUCGCUCCAAAAUAGGCGUCAACGGUGAUCCAUGGUCUGCUUCAGCAUCGUUGAAGACCAACACAUUCAUUCAUCUGAUAGAAGAGAAACGAUGUAUGCAACAGCGAAAUGUUCAAAAAACAAGAGCCUCCGUCCUCCUAAAUUGGAUAUGACGCCCGAUGCACGAGUAAUAUGACCGAGGCUGAACAAACGAACGUGAAAUGAGUCCACACCAGCCGUCAGACCCACGGAUUCUCACUGGUCCGCCGGUCUAUUGCAACCGGAAUCCACUUAGGAGGCGUCUGAAGGCUGCAUGGCGCCCAACACCGUUAGUCCUCCGCCGUCUGGUGUGGGCGUGGGUGUGCAGACCUUGGGGACACAGAAACACCCAGAGCCUGAUGGUUGCAUAUGUUGGUGCUCCUUUUUCUGUGGGAAUGAAUGCACGCCUGCUUAAUUUGAUUUUGUCAUCUACAGUACGGAUACUUUGUCGCAUUUCAUCCCUUUUCAUCGCAUCGCUAUAUUCUGUGGCAAUUUGAGGUUUGGCUGUCGAUCCCCGUUGCCCUUCAAUGUUCCCGUCGCAUUCCCAUCACAACUGAGACGCUAGACCCCCGCGGCGUGUUGUCACCAUGGGUGUUUGGGGGGUUCUAGAAAAGUCGUCGCGACUUGGGCUGCGACACUUGAACCAACGGCGCAAUAGAGUUGCUGCUGUUGUUUUCUUUGUUAUUCUUUUUAGUCUUUUUCAAAGCACAACUUUAAUAGAUCGUCGUAAAGUCGAAUUACCACAGAUCCCCUACGCUGAAGCGAAGCCCGAAGACUUUACCCCAGCGACACAGACCAGCAAGUUUAAUCCGGUCGUUUUGAACGGAGGUCAGAAGACAACAAAGGAGCUUUGCGAUACAUUCCCACGCCAUAUCGCCCGUCGUAUACAACCAGUUCUCAGAAUUGGCCACGCUGACGUGGGCGGUGCCACACUCAAGGGACAGUUUGAAAGCUCCAGCGCCUGCUUUACGUCAAGCGAGCUGCUCGUCUUUUCUGACUGGGAAGAUGAGGUCUACGGCCAUAAAUCCAUCGAUGUUCUGGCUAGGGUGUCCAGCUGGUACUACAAUUCGAAGCGGUUUAGGCACUGGAAGAUUUACGAUGCCAUGAAGGCCGCAGAUGCAAAAGGUCAAUUAGCGAAGGCGAUGAAGGAGAAACGAUUCGACGGGUGGAAGAUUGACAAAUUCAAGUUCUUACCUAGCAUCGAACAAGCUUGGAAAUUAAAGCCUAACAAAGACUUUUAUGUCUUUUAUGAGACAGAUACAUAUGUUUUUUGGGACAACAUGUAUCGGUACCUCGAGACUUUAGAUCCAGACUCCAAAAUAUACAUGGGAUCCCCUUCCCCCGGCCGACGCGACCCGCACCGUAAAGGUCAGAAAAUAUGGUUUGCCAAUGGUGGACCAGGCUACAUUCUCAGUCGUGGCGCGAUGAAGGCACUGCUCGGAGGCCGCACAUCCAUGGUUCGAAAUCCGAUAAGCAGCAAGUAUAGCCAAUUGCUUAAUGAUGACGAAUGCUGUGGUGAUAGCGUCCUUGGAUGGGUGCUGUGGGAGGCCGGUGUCCAGCUACAGGGCAUAUGGCCCAUGUUCACGCCGUACUCUGCCAACGAGAUCCCCUACAUCGAGAAGGUCUGGUGUUAUCCAAUUUUGACGCUACACAAGACUAUACCAGAGGAUAUGGGCGACUUAUUCAACUGGGAGUUUGCCAAUCGGAACGAAUCCCGUCCUCUUCUUUAUUCCGACACGUGGGACUUUUACAAGCCCGGAAGUGUGGCGCGCAAACCCAAUUGGUUUGGUGGCCAUCGUGGCCAUUUUGAUCCGAAAAAAGGAGUCAAAGUGAAAUCUGCGGACGAAUGCCAAGCAGCCUGUAUAAGCGAAGAGCGGUGCUUACAAUGGACGUGGCAGGAUCUUGGGUUUCAGCGCUGCAUUCUUAUGGAUAUCAUUGUUUACGGUAACGAUGCACCAGAGGCCGUCGAAAAGCACGGCUUCUUCAAGAAGCGAGUCAACUAUACAACAGGUUGGAUUCAAGACCGCAACAAGCGAGUACGGGAUGGCCUGACUUGUGGCCCGGCGAAAUGGACUGGACCAAGCAUGACGCGCAUAUAUUAACAUACGGAACAUAUAAAAUACCCAGGGAGGCAACUUUGACUAAACAUUGGCACGGCGCACUUAUUCAAUUAUACAACAAUAUCAAAUAACUUUUCGACGUCUUUACACACGUCCAGCUUCUCAGUAUGUGUACCUAAAGUACGGGUUUUCUUUAUCGGUAAGGUCCUGGAAUGCGAACUUGGCCCACUCUGCCUCGUCUACUAGGACAAGGUCCUUUUGCGCGUUAGCUCGGCGCAGGACGGCAUACAACGCUACAGAUGCCGCAAUACAUAUGCAGUAGCAAAUGAUGAGCCCAGACCAUAGGGCAGGAUAGUGCUGUGCCUUUGUUUCUGACCACACCAAUUGCGGCCCAAUAAUAUUACCAACACAGUAAGCGAUAAAGGUAGUGGCAGACAUGAAGCUCUUCUUGGUGUUGCCCGCGACGUUUGACAUGGCAACUGUGAUGAUCAGAACGGCUGUUCCACCAAAACAGCCGGUGAGGGUGUAUCCAACCACUGGUGUCGCAGCGUGGUAAGUCCACUCGCUCUUCCAGAUCAUAGCGCAACCGGCGAUGACAGGUAAACAGGUCAGAAUCAGCAUGAGGAUGCGAAUAUUCUUGUAGUGAGAGCCAAGAUAUCCCACAAUAAGAAUAGUGAAAAAGCACAGCGCGCCAAGUGGAAACUGCAAGAGAAUUGACUGGAGACUGUUCCAGCCAAACGUUGAUACGAUCAGCGGGCCGAAUCCACUGACUGCACCAUUCAUACAAUAAGUUGAUGCCAUCAUGAUGAAGAUGAGCCACAUCUUGAUAUCCAGGAUCGACUCCUUGACCUGCGACCACUUGAACUGUGAGCAAUGAACGCCCGUCUGGCCGCGUCGCAGACGCUCAACAGCCGUCUCCCGCUCCUCUUUCGACAGGAACCAAGCGGUAACAGGCGACGUGGGCACAAAGUAGCAGAAGACACCAAAGAUUAAGGUCAAAGCGCCGGCCAGUAGGUAGAUGUACUGCCAUCGUUUCAAGCCGCCGCCCUGGAUCUGCGCAAAACCAUAGUUGAGCGCGCCACCAAUAACGGUAAAAGACCCCGUGGCGCUGAACCACCAACUCUGGCGCAGGGCCUGUUCCUCCUGUGUAUAGUACCCGGAAACAAUGCACAUGAAUGCUGUGGGGAUGAUGCUUUCGAGGAAUCCCAGGAAGAAGCGCUGGAUGUAUAGACCCUGGUACGAGGUGACUGCAGCCGUGAGCAUGCAAGUGCCAGCCCAGAUCACAACGACAGUUCCAAGAACACGACCAACAGGGAGCCGCUGGAGGAUGAAUGUCAAGGGAUAGAGUCCAGCAAGCAUGCCGAAGUAAAACAGCGAUGUGGCCCAGCUCAGGCGCCGCGACGACGGGUUAGGCGGCGGUGUGAUGAGCUCGAGGUCCUGCGUCAUACCAAAGAGGGCUGCGCCGCCGAGGAUUGCCUUGUCGUAGUAUACAAGGCCAUCUAGCACAUGUUAGCGAUGAUCGUGUCAAUUGGGUAGACGAAAAAAAGACUUGCAUCCUACAAUCAUAGCAGGCAUGAAGAACAAAUCCAGCUUGCGCAGAACACGCUUGGCCACCACGGGAUCAAUUGGUCGCUCCUGAUCGCCAGCAAGGGCAAUUGCCUCAUCCGCCUCCUUGUUUCUGACCAUUUUUUAUGUUCCGGUCAAUCGAACAGAUGAUAAUGCAGCCUAACAAACUCGGGGCGAAAUGCAAUGGAAUGCGCGAUUAUCGCCAGAUCAGAUGGUUUUGCAAAAGAUCAGAUUGCGGCAGUUGCAACGCAAAAAUGAUCUUCACAACGCAUGCAUGCAAGCAAGUACAAAAAAAAAGAAGCGCUCUUUUUGGCUAAAAUUGCGAACGCCAGCCAGCGCACGCAGAGAUAGCGCGACAUCGGGCCAACGGUGCGGCUUGUUGGGAACGCAAGCGGGUCACGGCCAGUGGCGGCACAUGCAAUGCAAUGCAAUAUAUCUUUUUAUUAAUUAUUUAUCUUUUUGGGGGUUAUCUAAAUAUCGCGGGAUGGAAAGAGUACCUGCCAUGCAGAUCCUAAACAGAAAGAACGCAAAUUGACGCCAAAGUAUGUGGAUGGUGUGAUGUUACAAAUUGGUUUUCGUCGCGUGCUGCCGACAGUGCGACAACGGAUGGCUGCAGGAAACUUUACAGCUUGGAGGGGGCCUCGUUGGUGUUCUUGAUCUCAACAAGGAGCUUGCCAGAGUUGAUACCCUUGUAGAGAUCGACAAGGCCCUGUUCGGCAACCUUGAGGCCACCAGUAAGGACGUGCUCAGUCUUCUUGAGCUUGCCCUCCUUGAUCCAGCCAGAGAGCUCGCGACGGGCCUGGACGAACAUCUUGGCGUGGUCGAAGAUGAUGAAGCCCUGCAUCUUGAUGCGCAUGGUGAUGACACGGCCAAUGUUGCGGGGGCCGAUGGGCUUGUCGGUGUUGUACUGGCUAAUCAUGCCGCACAUGACGAAGCGAGCAUGCUCCUUGGCCUGCUUGAGGGCAAGCUCGAGAGUCUCGCCACCGACGUUGUCAAAGUAGACAUCGAUGAAGCCCUUGGUGGCCUCGGUGAACUUGCGCGCAUAGUCGGCGUCCUUGUAGUUGAGGGCAGCGUCAAGACCGAGCUCGUCAACGAGCCACUUGGCCUUGUCGUCAGAGCCGCAGAUACCGACGACACGGGCACCCUUGAGCUUGGCAAUCUGAGCGGCAACACUGCCGGUAGCACCAGCAGCGCCGGAAACAACGACGAGCUCACCAGGCUUGGGGUCGCCAAUCUGGGUCAUGCCGUACCAGGCAGUCAGGCCAGUCAUGCCGAGAGCAGAGAGGAUGUCCUUGGGGUCCUGGAGACCAGGGUAUGCGUCGGCUGUGGUGAACUUGCCGUCGCGGAGGAUGGCGUACUCGGUCCAGCCGAGAUCCGAGUAGACGUAGUCGCCAACCUUGGCCUUUUCGGACUUGGAGGCGAGGACGCGGCAAGCAGAGGCGCCGCGCAUGACUUCGCCAAUGGCGACGGGGGGAACGUACGAGCGGACAU